This is a messenger RNA of Empidonax traillii (willow flycatcher), 1390 nucleotides long. RefSeq names its product par-6 family cell polarity regulator alpha (gene PARD6A). The transcript is spliced from 3 exons. Gene Ontology annotation, cellular component: cell cortex; nucleus; apical plasma membrane. NCBI's taxonomy places the organism in Eukaryota, Metazoa, Chordata, Aves, Passeriformes, Tyrannidae. Gene Ontology annotation, biological process: regulation of cellular localization; centrosome cycle; establishment or maintenance of cell polarity. The record is from RefSeq and is a predicted model, not a curated record. Bases 22 to 1095 code for a protein of 357 amino acids. Gene Ontology annotation, molecular function: protein kinase C binding.
CGGCCCGGCCCGGCCCGCACCAUGGCCAAGCACCACCGCACGCCCGCGCGCUCCGCCGAGCCCGUCAUCGAGGUCAAGAGCAAGUUCGAUGCUGAAUUCCGCCGCUUCGCCAUGAAGCGCUCCGGCGCGGGCAGCUUCCAGGACUUCUACCGGCUGCUGCAGACGGUGCACCAGAUCCCACGGGUGGAUGUGCUCCUGGGCUACACAGACAUCCACGGAGACCUCCUGCCCAUCAACAACGACGACAACUACCACAAAGCCCUGUCCUCUGCCAACCCCCUCCUCAGGGUCAUCAUCCAGAAGAAGGCAGAGUCCGACGCCAGCGUCUUCGCCUCCAACUCCCUGCAGCGGAAGAAGAAGGGGCUGCUGCGCCCCGCGCACUACCGGGCCAAGCCUCACCUCCUCAUCGGGAUGCCCCAGGACUUCCGCCAGAUCUCCUCCAUCAUCGACGUGGACAUCCUGCCCGAGACCCACCGCCGCGUGCGGCUGCACAAGCACGGCUCCGACAAGCCGCUGGGCUUCUACAUCCGCGACGGCGUCAGCGUGCGCGUGGCCCCGCAGGGCGUCGAGAAGGUGCCCGGCAUCUUCAUCUCCCGCCUGGUGAAGGGCGGCCUGGCCGAGAGCACGGGGCUGCUGGCGGUGAGCGACGAGAUCCUGGAGGUGAACGGCAUCGACGUCGCCGGCAAGUCCCUGGACCAAGUGACGGACAUGAUGGUGGCCAACAGCCACAACCUCAUCAUCACCGUCAAGCCGGCCAACCAGCGCAACAACGUCAUCCGCAGCAGCAAGGCCUCGGGCAGCUCCGGCAUGUCCACGGACAGCACCCCCAGCCAGCAGACCCCCAGCCCGGCCUCGCAGUACCUGAGCAACUACAGCACGGCCGAGAGCGACGAGGAGGGCGACCUGGUCAUCGAGAGCGACAGCGCCUCCCACUACACCCCCGGGGGCUGCCCCAACGGGGGCCCCGCCGACGGACCCCUCCAGCGCAGCCUGUCCCCGCACAGCUCGCGGGGCUCCCUGCAGUCCCUGGGCAGCCACGACGGCAGCCCCGGCCGGGGCAGCGGGCGGGAGGACGGCACCCUCCUCACCCUAUAGCCGUGGGGUCCCUGUGCCACUCGGCAGCUGUCCGGGUUUCCGCUCACCCCGGCUGGAUGUGGACACCAGGGUGAUGACGCGGCGGGCAGGGGUGGAGCGGGGCUGCCCCACUGCCCUCUCCCACCACCCGUGCGUCCCUGCGAGCCCUGCUGCGGCGCCUGCUCAUGCCGGGCACUGCCCCUCCGAGCCCCCUUGCCUCCCCUUCCAAGCAAGCGGGGAUUUUUAAUUGUUUUCUCGAAAUAUGCAUCAUCAAUUAAUAUAUUGCAAUGGACAGUAAAACCUUUUCUAGAAAGCA